Entamoeba invadens IP1 is the source of this 1008-nucleotide messenger RNA. RefSeq lists its product as hypothetical. The transcript has a single exon. The record is from RefSeq and is a predicted model, not a curated record. The coding region runs from base 1 to 1008 and encodes 335 amino acids. Lineage: Eukaryota; Evosea; Mastigamoebida; Endamoebidae.
AUGUCGUUCCAUUUUGUCAUUGUACAAGGAUUUAUAGCAGUGAUAUUUUUUGUGACAUGUAUGUCGGUUCUCUUCCAUUGCACAACAAGACUUGGAUACGAGGAUAGUCUAUCGUCUUCUGUUAAGUACCGGAAUAGGUAUCUCGACACAAAUAAAUUUAAUUACACUGGGGAGUGUGGCGAUGUUUUGAACUUCAGUUCCAGCAAUGAACGAGACUUUGUCAUUGGUUCUCACGACAUGUUUGAGAAGUGUUUUAAACCACAAACGUGGGAAGUGUUAAAGAUGGCUCGGAGGUCGAUGCCAAAAGCGCGCAUUGUGACAAUUUUAUAUAACUUUGUGCCACACAACUGCCCAAUUGACAUCAGAAAUUUUGAAUUUUACAACAUCGAGUACGUGAAUGCAACAAAAAAAGACACUGAAAAUGCCGUUGCGAUGAGGUACAUUUCGUACAACAAAUACAUAUCAAAACAUAUUGAAAUUAUGGAUCGUGUUGUUCUGGUCGAUUUGAUGGAUGUUUUGUUCUUCACAGACUUUUUCAAAACGUUUGGCGUUGACAACAUUGGGUGGAUGAAAGAGUGCUUGAGCUUCAAGAACGAGUCGGUGUGUUACGGGCCAAGUUCAUUCCCGCCACAUGGCGACUGGAUUGAAAAGUUCUUUACUAAGGGUAUUAGAAAACAGUUUGAAGACAACAAAUGGCCAGCUUUGAAUGGAGGGUUUGGGUAUGGGGGUGCUCUUAAAAUGAAAAGAAUGAUGGAUUUGUAUGUUCAACACAUGGACUUGCAACACAUGGAAUGGGGGUAUGAUCAAGCUCUUCUCAAUGUACUUUACUAUAAUGGAACCUUUAAAGAACUGGGGUUGGAGACCGUUGGGUGUCAACAAAAACUGUGUUAUCAAGGAAAGUUUGAUUAUAAGGUCAAAAACAGAGUCAUUUACUUUGCAAAUACCAAAUGUUCGCCUAUUGCGGCCCACAAACUGAGAGUGAAAGCUUUGGGAUGGAAAGUGGGAUAA